Phlebotomus argentipes is the source of this 2611-nucleotide messenger RNA. RefSeq names its product integrin beta-nu (gene Itgbn). The transcript has 3 exons. Bases 67 to 2499 code for a protein of 810 amino acids. Gene Ontology annotation, biological process: cell migration; integrin-mediated signaling pathway; cell adhesion mediated by integrin. Gene Ontology annotation, cellular component: integrin complex; cell surface; focal adhesion. NCBI's taxonomy places the organism in Eukaryota, Metazoa, Arthropoda, Insecta, Diptera, Psychodidae. Gene Ontology annotation, molecular function: integrin binding. The record is from RefSeq and is a predicted model, not a curated record.
ACUUCUUGUGAUUGGAAACGAUGUCGAAGUCAGUUUAUCACGGAACUUCAGUGAUAAAACAUCGAAAUGAAGUAUUUCACGCGACUGUGUCUCUUCCUCACACUCUGUGCAUCCUGUCUGGCCGGCAGUUCCAUUUGCAUCACUCACAGUGACUGUGGGGGAUGUCUGCAUGCCGAUAUGAGUUGCUCCUGGUGCACUGAUCGCAAUUAUGACAUGCGAAAGGUGCGCUGUAUGACUAAAGCUGAUCUCAUUGCGUCUGGCUGUCGUGCAGACUUCAUCCUGUCCAAUGUGAAACACAAAGUGGAGUACGUGAGAAAUGAGAAUCCUGUGGAUUUUACGAAGUCCAACCCAGAUGCCAUACAAAUACAACCACAGCAUAUAAAACUCAAGUUGCAGAGACAACGCACCCAAACUGUGAAAAUGACAUACAAGCCGGCGAAAAAUUAUCCGUUGGAUUUAUACUACUUGAUGGACUUGACUGUGUCGAUGAGGGACGACAAGGACACUCUGGUCAAUAUGGGAGGAAGUCUGGUAAAUGCACUUUAUGAGCUCACCGAGAACUACAGACUAGGCUUUGGAAGUUUCGCUGACAAGCCCAGAAUGCCCUUCAUAUUCCCCGAUGAGAAGUACAUUGAGAAUCCUUGCGCACCGGAAAGAGAAGUGUGUGAACCCGUUUAUGGGUUUCGCCAUCGACUCAGCUUCACCGAAGACAUUGAGAAGUUUAUUCAGAAAGUCAAUUCCAGCGACGUUACGGGGAAUGUGGACAAUCUCGAGGGUGGUCUCGAUGCUCUCAUGCAAAUUCUGGUGUGUGGCGAUAAGAUCGGUUGGAAGGAAAAGGCGCGAAAAAUUAUCGUCUUUGCAUCCGAUGGACAAAUGCAUUUCAGUGGUGAUGGACUUCUAGCUGGGAUUGUGAUGAAGAAUGACAAGUUGUGCCACUUGAGCGAUGAUGGAGAGUAUCUGGCAUCCACAGAGAUAGACUACCCUUCUCUCGAGGAGAUCUACAGAACUCUGACUAAGCACAAGAUCAGCGUUAUCUUCGCCGUGACUAGAGAUGUUCACAGUCACUAUGAUCAAAUCCACAACCUUCUCCACGGCAUGUCCAGUGUGGGGACAUUGAUGAUGGAUUCGUCGAACAUUUUGGAACUCGUGCGCGAUGGUUAUCAAGAAUUCAUCAAACAAGUAGAAUUCUUCGAUAACGCUCCGCCUCACAUUCGCAUAGACUAUGAAACGAACUGUGGCGUGUACAAGUAUCGGAAAUCCCAAAGUUUCUGCAACAACAUUGAGAUCAACAAGAAGUACGAGUUCUACAUCAAUAUUACACUCCUGGAUUUGCCAGAAGACGGAAGGACUAAGGACACCAUUCGCAUAGAGGAGAGUCACAUCACGGAUGAAUCCUUGACCAUGGAUAUUGAAAUUGAGAGUGACUGCAAAUGUUUGACAGAGGAAAAGGGCGAAUACAACAGUCCUUUGUGCAAUUACAAAGGCGAAAUGAGAUGCGGGAUGUGCAUUUGUGAUUCUGGAUGGGCUGGACAGCAAUGCGACUGCGAAUUGUCCAAUUUCAACAGCUACAAGGCCUUAGAGAAUAACUGCCGGAUACGAACAAUCGAUUCCAGUACUAAUGAGACCACUUACGGAUCAAUUUGCUCUGAUAAUGGCCAGUGCAUUUGCGGCGAAUGCUUCUGCAAUGCUGGAGUUGAUGGGAAAUAUUGUCAGUGUCAAGCAUGUCCACUGAACAAGGGAAAAGAGUGUUCUGAUCACGGAACUUGCGAUUGUGGCGUGUGUAAAUGCCUUCCGGAUUGGGAAGGAGAUCAAUGUCAGUGUCCAGCGAAAUCUGUCUGCAUUGCUCCGAAUUCCAAUGUCGAAUGCUCUGGCAAAGGAAAGUGCGAAUGCGGAAGAUGCGUGUGCAAUUCGGGAUCAAUUGGAAAAUUCUGUGAGGGUGAAAGCACCGAAGGAUCCUCGCUUUGCUCAUUCUAUGAAAAUUGUGUACUCUGUCUGAUCCACCGAUUGGAAGGCCAAGAGUGCGACAAGGUGAUGGAGCUCUGCUCCUCUCAAGAUGGUCAAGAGUAUUACUAUGAAUUCAUUCAGCGACCGCCAGACAAUGAAAUCAAAUGUGUUGUUCACACCAAAGAACCAAGUAAUCCUGAAAUCACUUGUAGACACGAAUUUAUCUACGAGAACACCAUAAAAGGGGACACAUUCUUGAAGAUUCUGCACAGAAAUUGCAAACCCGUGAACACGGCUUUCAUAUCACUAAUGCUAGUAAUUGCUACAAUCGUCAUAGGCCUCGUGCUGAUACUCGCUGUGAAACUUCAUCAUCAUAUGCAAGACAAGAGAGAAUGGGCGAAAUUUGAGGAAGAGAAAAAGAACACUCAAUAUCACGAACUCAACCAAAUAUACAAAACGCCCAUAACCCAAUUCGAAGUGCCUGAGCAAUAUCGACAAUCUUUGCCAGAACCAACUUUCGAAGUCCUGGAAUCGCCAACCAGAACCAACCUCUAGAAAAAUAUAUCCUCAUCGUGUAACUUUUUUUUUACCAUUCUUAUAAAUACGUUAAAAUAUGCUUACGGAGCUUUUAAAUUUUAAGAGAAAUUUGCAAAAAAGAAAAUAAAUG